Molecule: messenger RNA, 3135 nt
Organism: Arabidopsis arenosa
Lineage: Eukaryota; Viridiplantae; Streptophyta; Magnoliopsida; Brassicales; Brassicaceae
Source: the annotation of a GenBank genome assembly
AUUUGGUUCUUCUAUAGUUACUUAGACAAGAUCCUAUCGAAGAAAACAGAGCAUUUGUGAUCAUAUUCAUGAGUAGGGUUUCUUCUUCUCGGAUUCUGAAAGAUUCUAAUGGAGAUAUCGGUGAGCAUCUUCGUAACCAUAUUCAUUUAACCAACUGUAUUCACUUGAAGAAUCAUAUGCACAACAAUAAACAGAGUCCGGUUUUAACCGACCGGUCUCUUCUUAUGAGAGAUCUUGUCGUUCUCCAGAGAUCAAGAUCACUUCGUGACCCAUCAGCGAGCCCGAAGUUGAGAGAAGAUCAUAAGGAUUCACGUGAGGGAAGAAGAAGAUCUGGUCUUAGGUUGUCUGGUUCUUCUCCAAUUGUGAGUUUUGGGACAUCUAAAGUAACUCCUUCUGAUGAAAAGUUUGAUAGGUCGAGUAGGAAUAGUUAUAGAGUAGAAGAUGUGAAUGAGGUUUAUAGUGUUGCUUCGGUGAAAUCGGUAUCGAAAGAUAGGGUUAAUAAGGCUAAUGAAGGUAUUUUCAAGACUUUGUCUGAUCAGUUAAAUGAGGUUGGAGGUGAUAGUGAUGAUUUAGUGUCUUGUAAUGUUGGACCGCGCAGUAAUGGGCGAAAAAGACGGAAGUUUAGAGGGGCGAGGAGAGCGGGACGGGCGGUUAAUGUUAGAGAUAAUGCUGGUAAUGAGAGUGAGAUGUCUAUUGCUUCUAACUCGGUGCCUCGUGGUGAGAAGUAUGAGGGUGAAGAAGGAGGAGGGAGAGAUAGAGAACAGAACAUUAGUGGAGCUGUUCCGAGAAACGGUUGUGGAAUACCGUUUAAUUGGUCAAGAAUUCAUCAUAGAGGUAAAACUUUUCUUGAUAUAGCUGGUAGGAGUUUAUCUUGUGGAAUAUCUGAUUCAAAGGGAAGGAAAGGCGAAGCUGGUAUGCCGAUGUUGUCUGAUUCAAGCUCCUCUGAUCGCGAGGCGUUACCUCUUUUAGUCGAUAGCGCAGAGAAUGAAGAAUGGGUGCAUGAUUACUCGGGUGAAUUGGGUAUCUUCGCCGACAAUUUGCUCAAGAAUGGAAAAGAUUCAGGCUUUGGUAAGAAGAGCAGUCGCAAAAAUGCUCGGUGGCAUCAAAGUUUUACGCAGAAGUACGCUCCAAGAACAUUCCGGGAUCUUUUAGGACAGAGUCUGGUGGUGCAAGCUCUUUCUAACGCUGUUGCUAAACGAAGAGUUGGACUUCUUUACGUAUUCCACGGUCCAAAUGGAACCGGAAAAACAUCUUGUGCUCGGAUAUUUGCUAGAGCUUUGAACUGUCAUUCUACAGAACAAUCAAAGCCUUGUGGCGUAUGCAGUUCGUGUGUUUCUUAUGAUGAUGGUAAGAACCGGUACAUUCGGGAAAUGGGUCCUAUAAAAAGUUUUGACUUCGAGAACUUGCUCGAUAAAAUGAAUAUUCGUCAGCAGCAAAGGCAGCAGCUUGUGUUAAUAUUCGAUGAUUGCGAUACUAUGUCAACAGAUUGUUGGAAUGCGCUUUCGAAAAUAGUGGAUCGAGCACCUCGUCGUGUGGUUUUCAUUCUUGUAUGUUCGAGUCUUGAUGUUUUACCUCACAUUAUCGUUUCGAGGUGUCAGAAAUUCUUUUUCCCUAAGCUCAAAGACGCAGAUAUCAUCGAUUCUUUGCAACUUAUUGCAUCAAAAGAAGAGAUUGAUAUCGAUAAAGAUGCAUUAAAGCUUGUUGCUUCGAGAUCAGAUGGUUCCUUGAGAGACGCAGAAAUGACUCUAGAACAGCUGAGUUUGCUUGGCACAAGAGUAUCUGUUCCUUUAGUUCAAGAAAUGGUUGGGUUAAUAUCUGAUGAGAAAUUAGUUGAUCUUCUUGAUCUAGCCUUAUCCGCGGAUACUGUAAACACCGUAAAGAACCUAAGAAUAAUAAUGGAAACCGGCCUAGAACCAUUAGCUUUGAUGUCACAGCUCGCAACAGUCAUAACCGAUAUCCUCGCGGGAAGCUAUGACUUCACUAAAGAUCAGUGUAAAAGAAAGUUUUUCCGGCGACAACCACUGUCUAAAGAAGAUAUGGAGAAGCUGAAGCAAGCUUUAAAAACACUAUCUGAAUCAGAAAAACAGUUGAGAGUAUCGAACGAUAAACUAACUUGGCUCACUGCUGCACUGCUCCAGCUAGCUCCUGAUAAACAGUACUUGCUUCCGCAUAGUUCUUCCGCUGACGCUAGCAUUAACCAUACUCCAAUAAUGGAUUCGGAUCAUUCAAAUAACGCUGUAGCCGGAACAAGAAGAGAUGGUAGUAAGCAAGGUUUCAGUUGCAAAAACCGACCUUCGGUUGAAGAUAUUUGGUUAGCGGUUAUUGAGAAAGUUCGAGUUAACGGUUUAAAAGAGUUACUUUAUAAAGAAGGGAGGAUCUUUUCGAUUAGUAUCGGCUCAGCUCCUACGGUGCAGUUAAUAUUCAAUUCGCCAAUAGCAAAAUCAACAGCUGAGAAUUUCAAAGACAACAUUUUGAAAGCGUUUGAGGCGGUUCUUGGAUCUCCAGUCACGUUAGAGAUGAGAACCGAGUCAAAGAAAGACCCGAAAAACUACGGUUUAUCGCCAUUACGAGGUUUAAGCAAUGGUGAGAGAUUCCGCGAAAGCGGAAGAAGUGAAAUCAUUGAAGUGGCGGAAUCUGAAUCUCCAAUGACUCGAACUAGAAGGAAACACUUGGAAGCAAGUCAAAACCAGAAUCAGAACCAAAGCAUUGUGAGAGGAAAAGUUUCCUUGGCUCAAGUGAUUAAACAAGCCGAAGGAAACAGUUGGUCGAAACACAAAGCUGUGGAGAUUGCAAAUAAGCUUGAACAAAAGAAUUUGAAACUUGAACCAAGAUCAAGAAGCUUGAUAUGUUGGAAACCAUCAAGAAGCACUCGUCGCAAGCUAUGGAGAUUGAAGGUGAGAACAAGAAGGAUACGAUUACAUACGUUGUUGAAGUUUGUCUCUUGUGGGAAAUGUCUAUCAACCAGAUCUUCUCCUAGAUAGUUUUAUUUUCUUCUCUUCUCUUCUUUACGCAGAUUUUUUAUGUAAUCUUUGUAGCUUAUAUAAUCUUUUUUUUUUCAACAAGAUUUCGUUAAUCCGCAUUAUAUUCUUUCUAGGUAAUGAUCAAGUGGUACAAUAACAAAAUCUUAAUUUGCAU